ACGCCCACUAUUACAUUUGCCUGCUGUACAAGAUCGCCAUAUUUUCUAAUUCCUCAUGUUUUCUAGGUAGUAUUUAGAAUCCAAAAUCAUCCUUCAAGAAAGAGAAGGAAAUUCAUCAUGGAACACUCGUAUGGUAUAGGGACGUCCAACAGGUAUGGAGCCUUUUUAGCUGACGAUGCUGAUGAUAUUUUAGAACAUGAACCAGCACCGAUAGAUCCUAAGGUCACCAAGGAGAAAAAGAAGAAGAAAUCUGGUAGUGGUGGAAAUGCAAACAAGCAACUGAAUGAGAAAAACAGUCAAAAACCAGUUGAAACAGAGAGUCGAUCGAACAGAAGAGAUGCAGAUAUGAAAGACAAACCAGAGCGCUUUGGAAAGGAGGCUGAUGUUCCACCAAGAAGAGGUGGACGAGGAGGGAGAGGAGGACGUGGAAGAAGGGGACGUCCUUACCAAGACAGAGAAAACCGUGAAAAUGAAGAACCAUCACAAUACAAUGAUUCGAUGACAUCAGACAUGAAAUCUGAAAGGUCAUUUUCCGACCGUCCUAGAGGCUUUGGUCAACCAUCCCGAGGAGAAUUUGGUGAACGAAGAGGACGCGGAGGUAGAGGACGUGGUGGUAGAGGAAGAGGAGGAUCUAAUGGCGGCCGUGAUUACCGAGGGAAACGAGAAUUUGACAGACACAGUGGAAGUGACAAGAGCUCGAUUAAGCCACAUGAAAAGAGAGAAGGAAAUGGACCUCAUAACUGGGGUAGUGUGCGAGAUGAAGUCAGUGAACUUGACACUUCCAAUGUUACUGAUGAAAGCCAAGACUGGAGUACCCAAGUAGAAGAUGGCGAACAAAUACCAGUGCAAAAGGACGGCGAAGGGCAAGAUGAGGAGAAGGCAGAAGAUGGAAUCGAAGAAGAGACGCGGGAAAUGACACUAGAGGAAUACAAGGCACAGAUUCAACAGAACCGUUAUAAAAAAGACUUCAACUUGCGCAAAGCUGGUGAAGGAGAAAAUGCAGAGCAAUGGAAGACAACUUAUAAACUGGAUUCAAGAAAAAUUGGCGGAUAUGAGGAGGAUAGGGCACAGGAGGAUGAACACGUACACCAAGGACGACCUUCACAAAAACAUGUACUGGAUAUUGACAUAAGCUUUAACGAACCAGCUGGACGAGGAGGCGGACGUGGAGGAAGAGGUGGACGUGGGGGAGGUGGUAGAGGCAGGGGUGGUGGGCGUGGUAGAGACCGUGACAGAGAUAGAGAUGGAAGAGGUAGACGAGGUGGUGGUGGUGGUGGUGGUGGUGGGCGUGGCGGCUUUGGUGGAAGGUAUCGCAAUGAUGGGCCAGCUGCUCCUCGUGUAGACAACGAGGAUGAAUUCCCAAGCCUGGGAGCCAAUUAGUUGUCUAAUGGCAAAGCCCAGAAAAGAAAACAAAAAAAACCCUAAACAAGCUGAAUAGCUGUUUGUGUAAUGAUUGGGUGUUGUGUAAGCAGUGCAGCAAAUCACUUCUGGUGUCAUCCAACAUCAGCCAAUUUUAAAUUAAGUUUUCUAAUAUAGAAAUAAGUGUAUGUGGUAUUUUAGAAUGUCUCAUGGUUUAAAGAAACAACACGUGUAGAUAUCAAUAGGCCCUUCAAGUUAAUGGCACUUGGCUCUGAGAUGGAGAAGAGCAACAAUUUAGUUUUAGGAUUUGAAGUACUGUACUCUGAUAAUCUGACUUUGCAUUCUCAUUUCAGUCUCCUAGAGUGUCGAGGUAGCACCCGAAGGUUUAUUUCAGUCUCCUGGGGGAGUUGAGGUAGAACCUUAAUUUGAUGUCUAAAGACAGUUGUAAAUUUAUUAGGAAGAAUGUGAAAAACAUGAAUUUUAUUUAAUUGCAAUUUAAACUUUCAAAAGUGAAAUUUUUUAAAGGGUAAAUGAAAUUUUUGUUCGAUAGUUAAAAUCUAUUGCAAAUUUGGCAGAGGUGCACUUGAAGAAAACAAGUAAUCGAUGGAACAGUAACCUGAAAUUUAUGAAAUAUGGCUUCUAGAGUAAUCAGAAAGCAGUUUAAUAUAUUCCUGUAAUAUGGAAUAAAGGGUUUUUUGUGUUCAGUCCAAAUAGGUUUGUGCAUGAUAUUCCUUCCACAGUAGAACAAUGUUGUAAUUUACUAGCCCACCGCCUGCACGAUGCUUCUGCUUUAAUAAGAUGAAAUAACCUUGAAACUGAUUGUCUUGUGAUACAAGUUUAGGUUCAGUUUUUUGAGAUAAGAAACUAAGCAUUUGUGAUCUUUCCCUCAGUUGGUAACCUGGUCACCAUGGAUACGCCAGUGUGAUCAGUGAUGUAUUGUAAUGCUUAUUAAAAAUGAUUUUACUGAUCGGUUUCUGUUUCAUGGGUCAUUUUAAUAUGUUCCUCUUAGACUAGAGGAAAAUUGGAAUAAGAAAAUAUAUUUUAAUCUUGCAUUCUGUCAGAGAAUAUAGAUGUGUAGGCUCAAAAUAUGCCAAUUUAAGCCACCCAGGUAAUGUGGAACAACCACCUGCAAUUUCAAUAACCUAGAGUAUACUGGAGAUAAAUAUUCUCUUAAAUUAUCUUCAAUUCUUAAAUUUUGUUGUACAUGUCCACUGUCUGAUGAUUACUUCUGACCCAAACUUAUGUAAAAAAUGGUUGUACAUUACUACAAGAAUAGGUUUCAAAUUUUGAACAAAAAGAAAAAGAAAACUCAAGUUAUGUUCUUGAUGAUUUUAUCUUUUUUUUGUUGGGGUAAUACAGUAGAACGUUUAAAAAAAACUGUAUAGGGAAAACAGCAAAAAAAAAAAUUGGUAUAGUAUGCACAAAAAGAAUUCGAGAAUAAUUUUUUAUCAUGGAAAAUCAUAUUGAAUGGGUUUACUUUUGCCGCCCUUUACUCAUCGUUCGUAUUUGAAUUUCUUAAUUCUUCUAUAAUGUACAGUACCUAUCAGCUGUAUUCUAUUCACAUUUAUUUUAAGUACAGCAAACAGACAUAUUGCCACGAUACUGUGCUGCUUCAUUUAAUAAAUAAUUCUUUUCCAUGUGACUCAAA
Messenger RNA from Anneissia japonica, 3007 nucleotides. RefSeq names its product plasminogen activator inhibitor 1 RNA-binding protein-like. Gene Ontology annotation, cellular component: cytoplasm; nucleus. The transcript has 6 exons. The record is from RefSeq and is a predicted model, not a curated record. Lineage: Eukaryota; Metazoa; Echinodermata; Crinoidea; Comatulida; Comatulidae. Gene Ontology annotation, molecular function: RNA binding. The coding region runs from base 118 to 1380 and encodes 420 amino acids.